AUGAAGUUUCCGCUGCGUUCCACAAACGCGCUCAGCAGACCGGUCUUCAACUUUUCCCACAUAUACACCAACCUAGGGGCGCUCUCAGAAAUCACGAGACUGCGGAACGUGAAGGUUGAUUUGGAUCUGUUUGCCCAUAACUACGAAAAAUGGUCGGAGCUCAGACAGUCGUUUACGGAACUCCGCAAACUGCAGACGGCUGAGUCAAAGCAAAAGAAUGAGGCCAGUUUGGCCAAACUGAGACUUCUGAAGCCCCAAUUGAAGGAACUGAAGGACAAGAUCAGUGAGCUGGAAGACUCCAUGCUAUUGGCAGCUGAGUCCCUGCCAAAUGCGAUAUCGCCCAACGUGGGAUCUGAGGCUCAAUUAGUAAAGACUAUCAAUCCAGAUUUCAAGCUGGACCACUCCGAAAACAGAGAUCACAAGGCCAUAAUGGAAAGACUCGGUUUGGUGGACUUCGCUAACGCUUCGAGAGUAACGGGCAAUUCUUGGUACUACCUGAUGGGAGAUGCGGCCAGAUUGGAACAGGCUCUCAUACAAUAUGCUCUGGACAAGGCCAGAACAUAUGGGUUCAAGUUGGUAUCGCCUCCUUCAAUAGUUAAGGACGAGAUUUCGUUUGCGUGUGGUUUCAAGCCCAGAGACCAGAAUGGCGAGACACAAGUUUAUCAAUUACCAGAUGAGCUAAGCUUGACCGGAACUGCGGAAAUACCGAUUGCAGGAUUAAAGUCCAACCAAAUACUUACGGAUUUGCCGCACAGGAUUUGUGGUGUCUCCAGAUCUUUCAGGGCAGAAGCAGGAGCCAGAGGGAGAGACACCCGAGGAUUGUACAGAGUUCAUGAGUUCAAUAAGGUGGAGCUGUUUAUCUGGUGUGAGAAUGAUUUGGAAAAGUCCGAGGCGGAAUUCGAGAAGCUUGUGCAAUUCCAAAUGGAGUUUGUGGAAUCGUUGGGUCUGCAUGCUAUGGUUUUGAACAUGCCAUAUGAUGAUUUGGGAGCCCCAGCUUAUUGCAAGUACGAUAUCGAGUGUUGGAUGCCUGGUAGAAAUGCGUUUGGUGAAGUGACGUCAAGUUCGAUCUGUUUGGACUACCAGGCCACAAGACUCAGCACCACUUACAGAGAUUCGAAUAAUAAGGUCAGGUUCGUCCAUACGCUCAAUGGCACUGCCUGUGCAGUCCCCAGGGUAAUCCUGGCCAUCGUGGAAAACUUUUGGGAUGAGGCCACGGACUCGAUAUUAGUACCUAAGGUAUUGAGGCCCUACAUGGGUGGACAGGAGAGAAUCGUGAAACAAUAG
This is a messenger RNA of Kuraishia capsulata CBS 1993, 1284 nucleotides long. RefSeq lists its product as uncharacterized. Gene Ontology annotation, biological process: mitochondrial seryl-tRNA aminoacylation. Gene Ontology annotation, molecular function: ATP binding; serine-tRNA ligase activity; tRNA binding. The coding region runs from base 1 to 1284 and encodes 427 amino acids. Gene Ontology annotation, cellular component: mitochondrion. The transcript has a single exon. NCBI's taxonomy places the organism in Eukaryota, Fungi, Ascomycota, Pichiomycetes, Pichiales, Pichiaceae. The record is from RefSeq and is a predicted model, not a curated record.